AUGUUGGACACGAACCAACUGUUGUACAGGUAUCGUAGAGCGAAUUCGCAUUUUGUGACUCAUGUUAUAUGAUUGACAGCACAGAACAUGCAGUUAUUCACUGCAGAAAGUACGAUAGUGCCAGAAAGAAGUUGAAAAUUGGCAAUAUUGACCUCUUAGCUGAUCUUUUAAAUCAUUGUAAUAAGAAACCUUGGAGAUAUUAUUUCCUAGGCAAAUUUGUCAUCAAAUACAUCCUAAAGAAUUCAUAAGUACUAUUAGUGUAAGGGUUUGGUCUUCGGACCGGCGUGGAGGGAAUGCGUACUUGUGGUUUAACAUGUAAAUAUCAUUAUAUUUGAGUUGAAGUAUAAGGCGCCAAAGGGAAGCCAAGCUUCAAGAAGAAGAAGAUAGAGCUAGUACAGCAAAACAGAAGCUUGAGAAUAAUGUGACUUCAAUGUUGAAAGAAUCUAUUACGUAAUAUCCAAGGUAUCCGUGGGAAUGCAAAAAAAUAAUAAUAAUAUAAAAGGAACAGAAAGCGCCGUCUUUUGGUCUAAGUUGAUAAAAGUUUUGAGCAUCAUGUGAAAAAAUAGAAUCUCAUAUAAAUAUGUCCCAGAAAUUUAGAAGUUUUGCCAAAGGAAAUGGAUGUGUAUUAGAUUCUAAUCAAAAUAUGCCACUUUAUGUUAAAAGAGCUGGAUAUUUAAGAAAGCUUAAGAAAAUGAAAAGAAGAUUUUUUGUUCUGCAUAUGGAAUCAGAAACUGGAGCUGCGAGGUUAGAAUAUUAUAAUUCAGAGAGAAAGUGGAAAUCAGGUUGUGAACCAAAGCGAAGCAUUGAAUUGAAAUCAUGUUUGAACAUUAGUCGGAAACUGCAUUCAAAGCAAAAGAAUGUGAUUGCACUGUACACUGAAGAUGAUUGCUUUUCAAUAGUGACAGAAACUGCUGAAGAAUUAGAACUUUGGUUAAAUGAUAUAUUAGAAGUUCAGAAGACUUUCAUUGAUGGAGAUGAAAAUGGAAGAGGAUGUACAGUUUAUGAACAUUUAUGGCAAGUUGUGAUUGAUAAGCAUGAUCUGGAAUAUGAUCGAAACUUAUCUGGACCCUACCGUGUGGCAUUAUCAUCCAACGCGUUAACUUUGAUAAAAAUGAGCCCAUCUAAUGAAAAUGAUAUUCUUGAAUUUCCUUUAAUGAGUAUUAGAAGAUGUGGCCAUUCGAAAGAUCAUUUUUUCAUCGAACUUGGUCGAUCUGCUGUAACAGGAGCUGGGGAAAUAUACAUGGCCACUGAGGCAACUAUUAUAGCUCAAAAUAUGCAUGAAACAGUUUUGAGUGCAAUGAAGUCUUCCAAGAUCAGAGAGAAUGGAAAUCUCCUUCCUCGACCUCGCAGUGCCUCAACUAGUGAAAACUCAAACCCAGUUGUAACUAGACGUCCAAUAGGCAUUGUUACACCCCAGAGUGUCUCAUCUGUAACUAUUAGUUCACUGUCAAAUAGUAGAGAAAGAUGUGAUAGUUUACCUACUAGACCAAAGACAAUAAGUGAAAAUUCUCACACCUGCGUUCUUAGUGUGCUUUCCUCACCUCAUUCUUCAAGUGGUUUUCCUUGCAAACGACUGAAUUCACGUCCCCAUUCUAUGUAUGAAUGGCCUUCUUUUAAUUCCCCUUCUACAAGAAGUUCUAGUUUUAGCCCAUGUUCUGGAUCCAGUACGACUGCAAAUACUAGCAGCAAUGAAGAUGUGGAUAAUACUAGGCAACCCUCUCUAAGUUUUUCACACUCAGUCUCAAAUGAUGGAUCUUCAUUAACAGAUCGCGUGGUUACUGCAGUACCUGAUGGAUAUCUUAUGAUGUCACACACCAAAGAGAACAAGCAGUUGAUUUCUAAUUGUAUGAGUAUGAAUAAAUCAGAUGGUAGUGUAUCAACUUCACCAUACAUAGACAUGAGAUCACUGUCAUCAGCAAAAUCAGCAGCUGUAGUAAAGAAACUUGGAGCUUCUUCAAACUCUGAUGAAACUUCUCGAACUGAAGGAAGUUACUUGGAAAUGUCUUCAUCAUGUUCUACAGAUUCUGCAUGUGCUGCAAAAUCUCCUGAGAACAGUUUUCUUCAUGAUUCAAAAGAUGAAAGUGGUCAUUUAUUAGCAUUAGAAAAGGUCUCUUCUUUGCUGAAAGUUGAAGAAAGUGAUGAGAGAAUGCUUGAACCCAUCUUGAGAAAUACAGUUACUGAUGGAAAGGAACAGUUAGAUUCAAAAGUAGAACCCAGCUCCUUGAUACCAAGCAUUCCUUCAAAUGAAAUGCAAGUGAACAAGAUUUGCAGUGAUACAAAUUUAUAUUCUGCCAAACCACCUCCAAUUCCUGAAAGAACAUACUGCAGGAUAGAAGCUAAAAAUGUAUGUCCUCCUCUUCCAUCACGUAAUGCAAGGAACAUUUCAGAAAAGGUUUCUACAUUGUGUGAUCAAAGUAGAAGAGAAUUAGAUAUUGGUAAAUUUGUUAAUACAAUUUCAAUCCAACAAAAAUGUAACAUUUCUGAAAGUGGACCAGACAUAAAUCGAUCUCAGCAAACCAGUGAUUGUUCAGAAUAUGCUGUUUCCAGUUUUGUUGAAAACAAUUUGUCACAUAAAGCCAGCAAGGUCUCACCAGACCAAAACAGAGAAUUUAUUUGCCCUGUUCAUGGUGAUAGGUGUAAAAGCAAUAUGUCAAUUAACAAAGUUUCUAAUAAUCAACCUUCAGAAUUUAAAAUGACUAUCAUGAAAGCAUUGCAUAGUCCUGCACAAAAUCAUAAAAAUCUAGCAAGCAGGUAUUCUUUUCCUGAAAAUGUUUGUAAUGAAAUUGAGUUGCAACUUCAUAAUAAAAGGGAUAGUCUGACAGCUAAUGAACUUCCUGAAAAUUCUCAGUAUUCUUUAAGUUUGGUACCCGAAUCUGAAAAUCAAAAUCUAACCAAAAUUUCUGAAAGUAUAUCACAUUCACUAGAUGAUUAUGUUAAUCUUGAAUUUAAAAAGCCUGCUCUUCCUGUAACUAAUAAAAAUUUCUCUGCAAUUUCUUCUAUUCAUAAAAGUAAUUUUCAACUUAUGUCUAAUCCUUUUUGUCCAGUAGAUGCUAGUUACAGUAAUAUUCAGUUUGGUAAACCAUAUUGCCCUACACCAAAUCCAGUUCCUGCAACAUGUGAAAUUGCUAUUUCUUCAUUCAAUAGUUCUCUAAAAAGUGAAAAACUGACAAAAUCAGAUCGAAGUGUUUCACCAUCUUAUACCUUAAACUCCACUUCAAAUAAUGCUAGUGAUGAUGCUAAAGAGCAAAAAAUUCAACAAUCACCGACUUGUUCUGUAAAUUAUAGCACUGAUUCUUCAAAAAAUUCUUUGAUUACACCAAAACUUAAGAACAUUCCUAAUACGCUUCCAGCAUUUAGAAAACAAAUGUCUGCACCUGCUGCUUCAUCUUUGAGGCCAGAACUUCCAUCUCCAGGCAGAAAGAGUUCCUGUCCUGUUACAGCAUCAGCUAGUAUGAUUAAAUCCCCACUGCCUGUAAAUGCAGUGAGUUCUAUAAGACCUAUGCAUCUACAGUCUCAUGGAACAGUUAUAGGACAUCUCAGAGUAUCAACAUCAAGAUCACCAGAUCAUAGUAGUGUUUCAAGCAUUUCAUCUGCUAGUGAUGAGUUAAGCUCGAAUCACAGUAGUCCCAAAGUAUUAAGUACAUUUCAAAAUUUUGGUACUGUUAUUCGUCAGAACAUACCAGCUGAUAAUCAGUAUGAAAAUGUAGUUAUCCCUCAAAAACCAUCAACAAGCUCAAGGCCUUCAUCUGUAAGUAGUGAGAAAGAACUAAAUUAUGCAUCAUUGGAUUUAACUCCUGCUUCUGGAGAUGAUGCACCACGUUCUCCAUCAAUGCAAAAGUCUUCAGUUGUUCAAGAUGAGGAAUCCCUGAUGUAUGCUGAAAUUGACUUCACCAAGUCUGAAGGAUUGAAAAAUAUAUCUGGAAGUGUGAGAGAAGGCCGCUUAUAGUGCAAUAUAUUAUUUCUAGUCAAAGCAUCUCUGUUAAUAAAUAUGUAAAUAUUUGCUGUUAAUCAGUUUAAUGUUUUAUUCUGUGUUUUGUUACAUACUUUGUCUAUAUACUGAUAAAAAUAAAAUAUUAUUCAAAAUUGUAGAGAGAUUAGGCAUUUAAUUAAUAUUAAAAUUGACUUUUCUUAUGCUGCUAAUGUUAUAAAUAAAUAAAUUGAGUAAAACACUAAUUUUCCUAUAAAUCAAAUGUGUAAGAUUCUAUUGUAAAAUUAUUAUUAGCAGAUGCAUUUUAGCAACAAAAAGAAAUAUUUUUUCAUUAAGUGAAUUUUUUUAAGUUGGGAAAAAAAUUAUCUAACGUUGUCUUAUAAUUUUAGUUUUAGCUCAAAAAGUAUUACAUGAGUGUAGAUAUCACAUCUGUGCCUUUUAAAUAUAUGUUUUAUAAAUAUGAGAAGAGCUGUUGAAAAAGUAUUCUGCUUAGUAUUAAUAGCAAACACAUUUCUAAAUAUGAAUGAAUGUAUUUUGAAUAUUUUAAGAACCUAUAAACCCUAGUUUUAAAAUAUGAGCAGAAUUUGAUUGUUAAAUUUUCUUUAAUUCUGUGAUUUAUAAUUUGGCUUAUAUUAUUUAUUUCUAUGUUAUAGAAAGUAAACACUCCCCUCCCAGUUAUCUAACUGGUAUUGUAUUAGUAUACAGUAGAACUCUGAAUUAUCUGACCUUCAGAUAUCCAUAUCUAGUUAUCCGUGACUCCCAAUUAUCAACUUUUUUCCUUUAAUUUUAGUCUUGUAUGAUUGUGUUUGGUUUUAAGGCCUACAUAAAUAAAUAUAAAUCCUUUUACUUUAAUUAUAGUUCAAAGAGAAAUGGGCUGUAUAUUUAGAAAGAUAAAAAAAUAUUUUAUGGAAAUAAUGUUUUUUUAAUCCCCUGUUAAAUUACAGUAAACAAAAAAUAAAAUUAUAUCACUUGCAUUAUAAUAAGUAUGUAUUUGCAUACAGAAAAACACAAUUUAACUAUUCAGAUUUUCAUGUCAGAUUGGACUAUGGCACCAAUUAGUUUACAUAUUUGGAGUUAUACUGUAUAGUCAUUUUGACUUAAAAAUCUAUUGUAGUUAUACUGUAUAGUCAUUUUGACUUUAAAAUCUAUUUCCUUUAUUUGAUUUAUUAAUAAAUUUUAAUUAACGUAAUUAUUAUAUUAUUGUUAUUUUUUAUUCUGUAUCAUCACAUCAUGUGGCUUGUCAAAAUGCAGAAAGUUCCAUGAUUAAAGUAGAUUUAUUAGUAAACUUAAGUAUCUGCAUAUAUUUUUAAAUGUAAAGACAUUUUUUAAAUGAGCCAAUAAAUAUGGGUACUCUUCUCUUAUUGGGACCAGAUUCAGAAAUGUAUGAAUGUUUGUAUGUAUGGAUGGAUGUGCUCAUGUAUAUAUGUAUGUACACACACACAUACAUACAUUUCUGAUUCCGGUCUCAAUAACAGAAAAGUACCUAAAAAUGCAAUACGUUACAUUUUAAAAUGAAUUUCGUAAAAUUAUAGAUACAUUUAUUAUUGAAUUUCGUAAAAUUAUAGAUUAUGCUUUCUUGCAUAAGUAUGUGUUGAAAUGUUUGUGGAAAAAAAUUGUUGUUUGUACACUUUCUAAUAUGCGUUUACUAAUAUACAAUUUUUAACAUGUUUGAUAACAGUAUGUAGUUCUGUUAUUAAUUUACAAAUUCUGUUAUUAAUUUGUAAACUUUUUAGGCAAUAAAUAGAACAGAGUUAAAAAUGUAAAUUGCAAAACCCCUUAAAAGUAUUUUUAAGAGUUCCUUAAAUAUUUUUAAGAAUUUCAAAACUCUUUAAAUAUUUGUUCUUUUGUAUAAUAUUGAUUGCAGCUAUUUGCAAAAAAAUUUUAUAGCUGAAAAAAUUAAAGUGAUGCUAGAAAAAUUAAUAUGUACAUAAUUAUUUACUAUUGUAUUAUAAACGUUGGAUUUAUCAAUGUACAGAAAGAUAACUAUAUGGUUUACAAUGUAUUAAUCAAUUAAAGUAUGAUCUUUAAGAAUCAAACUUCAUUAUUUAAUUUUUAAUUAUUGCUUAAACUAUAAUUAAUUUUAAAUAUGCUUUGAGUGUGUUAUAAAAAUUUUAAUAAAAGUAAAUCAUAUCUGCAAAUAAGUAUUAUACCUUGGUGUAAAUUAGCAUGAAAAGAUAUUUUAAUUCUUCUUAUCAUCUUGAAUGCUUAAAUUUCAAUUACAAAAAAAAAAGUGGUUUUGUGUUAAAUUUCCAUUUAUAUCACUUAAAAUAUAAAGGUCAACAGUUCUAUUUUAUAAGAUAUUUUUAAAAAUUCAACUAUUUUUUUGAUAAAUGUAAAAAAUUCAAUUGAAAACGUUUCAAAAUAUCACAGAAGUGUGUUCAUAUUCUCCCAGUUAUGAAAUGCAAUUGUUUUUAAUUAUGAAAUUUAUAAAAUUCUAAAUUUUAAAUUACUCAUUCCAGAAUCGCAGGCUAUUUUUUUUCCACAAGUUGUAUGCAUUGUUUUUACACAUUAAUCUAAAGUUGUUUUUUAAGUCGUAUAUAGACCUUUUUAUUUAUUUAUAAAAAUAAAAACUUUGAUCUUUAUUAGCACUUUGGCUGAACUAUAUAAAAAAUUUUUACCAGAAAUGCCGAUAUUAAACUGAAAUAUACUUUUCCUUUCAAUUUUCAUUUAUAUGUAGAAAAAAGAAUGAUUUUUAUUUGCGAUGAUAUGUACUUACAUUAUAUAUUAAUAUUAUGAUCUUGCAAGGAUAGGAUUAUGAAGUACUGAACAAGUCCUUUUUUCUACUCAUAAAAAAGAAAAACAGAAAAUGAAGAUAAAUGAACUUAUCAAAUGCUAAUGUAUUUUUCUUACAAUAUAAAGCUCAUUUUUAUAAAAUGUGUUAGCUUUACUUAAUUUGCUUGCUUUAGAAAAUAUGUGUCCUAGAAUAGAAAUAUGCAGUAUUCAAAUAAAAUCUUCUAAAAUAAUUCAUUGUUCCUAAUUCAAAAAAAAGAACUAUUUGAAAAACUACAACAGUUUUUACCAUGCAGUACCUUUUGGCAAAAAUAUACAAAAAGUUUUAAUUUUUUACAUGCCAUCUACAAAGAAAAUUCCAAGUAAUUAAUCACUCUUCAUCCUAUUAAAGGUCCUUGCAAAAAAAAAAGUUCUGUAUUUUGACCCUGAAAUAUUGAUAGAAUUAUAUGACUGACAUAAACCACUUUUUUCUCUUGAAAAGAAAGGGAGUUGGAAUGUGUUGAUUCUACAGAUACUUCAAAUUUUAACAUUUUUAUAAAUAGGUCUUUUUAACUACUACACAUUCAUAUUAAGGAAAAAGAUAUCUUUUAGGAAUUUUCAUUUGCAAAUGUACUUGCACAGCAGUCUUUAGCAAUAUUUGUAUAAAUCUUGAAAAACUUUACUUAAUGAUAUUUAAGUUAAAUUUUCAUAACAUGAGAAUAAUUAUUUUUCUUUCUAUAUCAGAACAUUAAGUUUUUCCAAAAUAUUUGGUUUAUUACAUAUUAUGCUUUCACUCAUUUAUCAUGUAUAUGACAGUAAGCAUUACUGUUGUAAAAGCAAUAGAUCUUUAAUUUAUCUUCAACAUAGCCUAAAAACAGUCUUUGAGAGGCCAUGUGCUGUUAUGCAAGAUUUUUACUUUUUUAAUUGUAGUUGUGUUGUCUAAUAAACUGAGCAAUUUAAAAGCAAUAAAUUUAAUUUUUAAUAAUUUUAAUCCUUAUUUCUAAUUAUAUAUUUACUUGAUGUAAUGUAAAAAAGUAUUUAAUUUAUGAUAUUUUUAAAUAAUUUUUAUUAUGAAAAUUUGGAGCAUUGCUGUAACUGACUUGUUGUUUUUCAAUAACAUAGUGAAGUGCUAAAUUAAAUUUAAUUUACAUUAUAUCCAAUUGAUAAUUGUGAACAUUUGCAGCAAAAGUAUAAUUCAUUAAAGAUGUUUAUAAUACUAUUUAUUUUACUAAUUUGGUUAUGAAAAAUUUUUGGACAUUUUUCUUUUCUAGAGUCAGUAUAAAAAUUUUAAUUUUGCAUUAUUUUAUCUAAAAAGUUUUACAUGAUUAAAAUAUUUUGAUGAUACAUUUCUUAAAUUAGUUCCAUGGGUCUACAAUCAGCUGUUCAAGAGUUAUUUAAUCAUGCACUCCUUUUUUUAAAACUUUCUGUAUGUUAAGACUUAAUUUUUUAUUGCUAUUUAAACUAAAAAUUUAUAUUCCUCAUGUAAUUUGGUUAAUUGAAAUUCAAAAACUUCCAGGCAUUUAUCAAUUACUUUUAAUUAAAAUUUUAUCAAUUAUUUAAGCGUAUAUAAAUAAAGUUAAUGAAGGGAUAGCAAUAAGUUUUUUUUUGGGGGGGGGGGAUUUUUGUUAAAAGUUUAGCUUUUGUAUUGCGAAGAUUUAAAGCAAAUGUGCACUAAUACAUUUUCAUUUUAUGUACUGUGCCAUUUUAUUUUUGCCAGUUCCAAUGUCUGUUGGUAAUUUUGCUUUCAUGAAUGUAGUAUUUUUUAAUUUUUUUUAUUUAGCCUAAAUGGUAUCCAUUCUCAUAGAUUAACCCAUGUGAAUGCAAUUUUCAUCUUUAUACUUUUAUUUGACUCAUAAGCCUAAUUAUAUUUUAACAUUAUGCUGAAAUGCUGCAUUCAUAUGAGAUGAUAUAUAAUAACAAAAAUAUAAAAAUAUUUGAAAUAAAUACCAUGAUAUAAAUAUUUUAGUGGAAUUUUAUAGUGUGUAUUUUUUGCAAUUCUACCGUUUGGUAUAGCAAAACUAUCUAACACAUAAUUAAAACAUAAGAUUUCUAUAUUUCAACUACAAUGCUCUAAUCUAUAUUAUGUCUAGGUAAACAGUUUGAUUUCCUAUAUAUUGUUUUUCUGCGAAUAAGUUUGAAGAAAGAGAAUUUAUUUAAUAUAAUUUUCAGUUAUAAUAAUAUAUAUAUAAUGUAGAGCCCAAGCUAAAUUUGUAAUGCCAAUAAUUUCCUGGACUGCCUUAAAGCCUACUAGUACUUAAGAUAUUGAUAGAAAACUGUUGUGUUUUACUUAAGUUUUAUCUUAUGGGAAAUUUAUUUGGGGGAAAAUAUAUUUACAUGUUGUUUGAAGGAAGUAUUUAUAUUUUAUUUCCAUUUGUUACAUACCAUUUUUUGUAAUGCUAGUGAUAUGUAACGUAUGUUAUUGUUUGUUACAUCAGUGUUACUUAAUAAUGUAUAUUAAAAAAAGUGAAAAAGCCA
This is a messenger RNA of Stegodyphus dumicola, 9112 nucleotides long. RefSeq lists its product as uncharacterized. Gene Ontology annotation, biological process: insulin receptor signaling pathway. Gene Ontology annotation, molecular function: phosphatidylinositol 3-kinase binding; insulin receptor binding. Gene Ontology annotation, cellular component: plasma membrane; cytosol. Lineage: Eukaryota; Metazoa; Arthropoda; Arachnida; Araneae; Eresidae. The record is from RefSeq and is a predicted model, not a curated record.